Hydra vulgaris (swiftwater hydra) is the source of this 1881-nucleotide messenger RNA. RefSeq lists its product as uncharacterized. The record is from RefSeq and is a predicted model, not a curated record. Lineage: Eukaryota; Metazoa; Cnidaria; Hydrozoa; Anthoathecata; Hydridae.
AAAGCGGCGAUUUUCAAAACAAAAACGUUGAGCAUGUGUAUGAUUAUGAACAUAGUUAAUCAUAUUACAAGCAACAAAAGACAAGAUUUAAAAAUUGAUAUAACCCCAACUAGAAUGACAGAAGGUAGAAAGCACAAAACUUGCCAUGAUAUUCAACAUAAAGUAAAGCGGUCUAGAGUUUAUUCACCUUCAUGUAACUCAUCAGAUGAAUCCACAAUAGAAAUUACUUGGGACAACAACUCACCAAGCCCACGACGCCCAUUUUCAGGAAGACGCAAAAAAUCAGACAUUACAUCAAUUAUAAAAAGAAUCUCUAAAAAGAAAAACUCUGAUUCGAUUCAAAAAGAAACUGAUGAAAGUUUGUUGACUACAUGGAAGCUUAGAAACCUACCAUUUUCAAAUUCCUUGCAUGUGUCAAAACCAAAGCGGUUAACCACACGGAGCUCUAUACAAAAAACUGUUGCUACAAAGUUUAACGAUGAAUUGAAACGUUUUUUGGAAGGAGUUAACACUGUUGGUUUUAACACAAUAGAAGAUUCAUGCAUGAGAAGAUCACCUCGUCUUCUUGCUAUGAACACCAAAAUAAAUUCAAGUCCUCUUGCAUUAGAACAUGUUGUUACUAAUAGUACUGUAGCAAGCACCAAUAAUGUUCUAACUAAUGGUACACCAUAUGAGAAACAAGAACUUUCUAAAAAUAGUUCUUUUUGUAAAACACCUAUAAGUUCAACUACUUGCACAGCUUCUACAAGUUCAACCGAUUGCCGAACUUCUAUCAAUUCAAAUAUUUGUACAACACCUGUUUGUCCAAAAUCUGAAAAAAAUAAACUAUUAUCUGAAAAGCAAAAAAUUCCAUUAACUCUUUCAAAAAAUUCUAUUGAUUUUAAUAAAACAGUAAAAUCAUCAUUUGACAUGAUUGAUAUUGAUCUAAAUGAUGGCUUGGAUGCUAUCAUAUCAAACCAUAUUGAAUGCUAUGAACACAAAACAUUGCUAAAUAAAAGAAAUUCCAACCAAUCAGUGAAUAAAGAUGAUUUAUUUACUAAGAUUAAAACAGACAUUUUAAAAAAAAGUACAGAAUGUGUCCUUGAUAAAUCUGAAAUAGUUUCAACUCCAAAAAGACAGUUAGUUGAUUUUAAUGAUCUUGAUGAUUUUGAUAGCUUGCUUAUGAGUCUUGAUGAUGAAGUAAGAUGCAAAAGUCAAGAAGUAACUCGUUUAACACCAAGUCAGCGUGUUUUAAAAGCUAGAAGCAUGACAUCACCGUUCCCUCUUAAUAAUAGCGUAUCUAGACAUUCAGUUCAGGUACAAGAAAAAUUAACUGAAAAUCUUAAUAAGUCGAUUGGUUUGGAUGUUUUAAGUCUUAAAUCUCCAGUUCAUAUGACGCCUACAAGUAGUAAAGUGUUACCCAAUAAACGCUUCUCUUCAAAUAAUGUAAUUUCAACAGAAUGUUGUUUAAAAUCAGAUCUUAGUUUUGGUGUAAAUAAACACCUUAGCAGUUCUAAUAAGCAAAACUCUAUAUUACCGUGCAAACCAUUAGAAAACACUACUAACAAAUUUUUAAGUAAAGGAUCUGUAUCUAACAACAUUCACAGCAUGAAGAAUUCAUUACCUUUAAAUCUUUCCUUAAUUGAGAGUUCUGGGAAAGAAAACUAUCUGGAAGAUGAGCCGAUGGAUUUGAACCUGGCAGGGUCGAAUAUCUCAGUUCCUUUGAUGUCAACACAACGUUGCUCUUAUUCUGAAAUCGAACGGAAACGACAAGAAGCUCAAAUUCGAUUAAAGGAAAAGUUAAGAAAACGAAGAAAGUAGUUCAUUUUCUAUCAAUUAUCUUGUAAAUUUUUCUGUGAAGCCUUUUUUUUGGGACAAUUUUUUGUAUUACAAUUUUCCAAA